GUCGUCCUCCAAUCACACCAGAGGUUCUUGACAGAAGCUGCGCAGCGGUGCGAGGCUCCGGUCCUCCUUUCCUUCCCCCUCUUCCGCCGAAGAUGGCGGCUGCCGUGGGGCCUGGCUUAGGCGCGGAGGAGCUGAGUCUGUUGGAGAAAUCUUUGGGCUUGAAGAAGGGGAACAAGUAUAGCGGUCAAGGAGAGCGGAAGACUCCUGUACUACAGAUGAACAAUGGACCUAGCCUGACUGGACUGACUACAAUAGCCAUCCAUCUGGUCAAACAAGCAAAGAAGGAGCAGCUUCUUGGGAGUACUGCAGAAGAGAAAGCAAUAGUUCAGCAGUGGUUAGAAUACAGAGUAACACAAAUCGAUAAACUAUCUAGUAAAGAAGAUAUUAGACUAAUUCUGAAGGAACUUAAUUCAUACCUUGAAGAUAAGGUCUAUGUUACAGGAAAUAAUUUUACUUUAGCAGAUAUUUUACUGUACUAUGGACUUCACCACAUAAUAGCUGGACUUACAGUGCAGGAGAAGGAAAAAUACCUUAAUGUGUCUCGCUGGUUUAAUCAUAUUCAGCAUUAUCCAGGUAUUCGGCAACAUCUGUCUAGCAUAGUCUUCAUCAAGAACAGACUCUAUAAUACAUAUUAAGACAUUAAGUGCCGUGUUUGGAAUUCCUGAGAUAUGAAAACCCUGUUCUGGAACCACUAACAUACAGUCAUUGAUUUAUGUCUUUUUCCAUAUGUGAAUCUGAACAGUUGGUGCCUGAAGUAAUAAAGUCACAUUGAGUAGCUGUUUAGGAAUAUGGACUUCAUUUGAACAAUUGUUUGGCGAAUUCAGCAAGUGAAAUGUGAAUCAAGCUUCUUAAAGAACAGUAUAACAUUUUAAUAAUCCAGAUAUAUAGGAACUUAGCCUUUAUUGCAAGGAAAUAUAUACAACUUAUUUGCAAUAUCUGUUGCUGUACUAUUGGUCUGAAUUGUAUCAUGCAUAAUACUCCCUUGUAUUUUUCUCCUAUGGAUGUUUACACUAGUUUUGUAAAAGUUACUAUGAAAAAUUCUACUGUGCCAAGGAUUUUGAAGAGAAGCCAAAUGUAUUGGUAGCAAAUCAUAUUUAUGUGAUAAAUUAUUAAAAGUCUUAGUUUUGAUUAUGAUUUAUUUCCUUGGACAAAAUACAAAUUGUCAUGAAAUAUUAAAAUAUCAAAAUAUGUUACACUGGAAAA
Messenger RNA from Hemicordylus capensis (graceful crag lizard), 1203 nucleotides. It is a transcript of the gene EEF1E1, whose product is annotated as eukaryotic translation elongation factor 1 epsilon 1. The transcript is spliced from 4 exons. Gene Ontology annotation, biological process: positive regulation of DNA damage response, signal transduction by p53 class mediator. Gene Ontology annotation, cellular component: nucleus; cytoplasm; aminoacyl-tRNA synthetase multienzyme complex. Bases 93 to 635 code for a protein of 180 amino acids. The record is from RefSeq and is a predicted model, not a curated record. NCBI's taxonomy places the organism in Eukaryota, Metazoa, Chordata, Lepidosauria, Squamata, Cordylidae.